UUCCCUCUUCCUCCGUUAUCUUCAUUUCCCUCCUUUCCCCUCUUCCACCAUGACCGACAGAAUCUACCCUUCAUCCAAACCCGCCGGGGCCAACGGAACCACCGCGGCGGCAAGCAACCCCACAUUCCCUGCCACCAAAUCCCAAAUUUACGGUGCCAAUACCCGUCCCCUCUACCGUCCACAAUCUACCAGCCCGCGCCCCCGCCGCUCCCGUUGUUGCUCCUUCUGCCUCUGGCUCACCCUCAUAAUCCUCCUCAUGCUCGUCCUAGCGGCCAUCGCUGGCGCCACCCUCUACGUCAUCUACCGCCCCCACCGCCCUUCAUUCUCCUUAUCCUCCCUCAAAAUCUCCACCCUCAACCUCACCUCCACCUCCACCUCCAUCACCAAACUCAACACCAACAUGAACCUAGACAUGACUGCUAAAAACCCCAACAAGAAAUUGGUCUACACCUACGACCCCUUCUCCGUCACCGUCACUACUGCAGACGACAUCGAUAUCGGCGACGGUUCGUUCCCAUCCUUCGUUCAUCCCACCAAGAACACCACCCUGCUGAAAGCGGCGAUUACUGGUACCAACCAAGCACUCGACGAUUCGUCGGCUUCGAAACUGAAGACGUACUUGAAGAGCAAGAAUGGCAUAGCAUUGAAGAUAAAGCUGGAUACUAAGGUGAAAGGAAAGAUGGGUGGCUUGAAGAUUCCGAAAGUCGGCGUUAGGGUCUCUUGUGAAGGGAUUACGGCGACUGUUCCGGCGGGGAAAACGGCUACGACGGCUUCCAUUUCUAAUAUGAAAUGUGAGGUUGAUUUGAGGAUCAAGAUCUGGAAGUGGACUUUCUGAUGAUCAGAAUUAAGAUUUGAGAACAAGAAAUGUAAUAUUUUUUUGUUUUUUUUGUUUUUGGGGAAUUUCGCGUUGUUCUGUUUUUAUAAUUUUAUUAUUUUUUUUAUGAAUAUGUGGUUGUACAUGGAAACAAGAAGUCGGUGGAUUAAUAAUUUUUUAACAGAUAA
This is a messenger RNA of Rubroshorea leprosula, 1002 nucleotides long. NCBI's taxonomy places the organism in Eukaryota, Viridiplantae, Streptophyta, Magnoliopsida, Malvales, Dipterocarpaceae. The record is from the annotation of a GenBank genome assembly.